AUGAGGGUUUGUGGGGUUCUCUGGAGUCAUAUAUUCCCUCGUUUACGGAAGAGCAUUAUAAUGCCGGCAGAAAUUCGUUAUUAUGAGGGCUAUUUUGCCGUUGGCGUUACCCGUAUACGACUCAAGGUUUUGGAGUUUGAUGUCAACGGUAAUAAUUCUUCGUGCGAGAAGGACACACUGCAUGUGUUUGACCAUGAAACCUCGAUCGACCCGUCUCCCGUGCACUCAAAAUCAAGUGUAACAACCACACCCGGACCAAUUAUUGGUCAGUUCUGCGGGCGACGUAGCAAUGUCAGCGAUCUGAGUUUGAGCACAAUGAAUGCCUUUGACGUUGUGAUGCCAUCCUUCCACAAGCAACAUCCUGCAAAAGGAUUCAAACUUCAUUGGAACGCUUUUCGAGUGACGGCUGGAGUUCCAUGCUCGGCUGGGCGUGAAUUCACGUGCGGACAAGACCAAUGUAUUCCAGUCCAGCUAGCCUGUGAUCGUUUCUCUGAUUGUCCUGAUGGAUCCGACAUCAUCUACUCCAAACAGUUCGCAGCUAACUGUGAAGAUUUGGACACCGAUCCAUUGAUAUCGGUCUCGGGCGCUCUCGUGUUGCUGCUUUCUGGUGGUGUUGUUCUGAUACUCGGAUGCCUCUGCGUAUCCGUCUGCAUCUGUUGUCGUUGUCUCAAACCAGUUCCACAAAUUAAAGAUGAGUCUCUGAAUUACGGUGGCGGCACGUCGCCUCCUGAACCGCACCAAUUUUGCCCUCCAUCACCACCAAAAUUGCCUCUACCACAGACGACGUCCGCUUUCACGCCGAGGAAACAAGUAGGCGUUACCAUUGCUCAUGACGGCUACACACCAGGACGAUUCACAGAUGAGUUUGGAAGCCCCAUCAACGCAGAUCAUCACGACUACGCGUAUGUUAGGAACGAUGUGCACCGUAAUUUAUUGUAA
This is a messenger RNA of Ostertagia ostertagi, 939 nucleotides long. The record is from the annotation of a GenBank genome assembly. Lineage: Eukaryota; Metazoa; Nematoda; Chromadorea; Rhabditida; Trichostrongylidae.